Spirometra erinaceieuropaei is the source of this 16594-nucleotide messenger RNA. NCBI's taxonomy places the organism in Eukaryota, Metazoa, Platyhelminthes, Cestoda, Diphyllobothriidea, Diphyllobothriidae. The record is from the annotation of a GenBank genome assembly.
AUGCCUGUAACUAAUCAGCCGGAUUUGCGUGAAUGGGAGGACGGCCUUUGUGACUGCACAAACGACGUCAAGAAUUGUAAGUUUUUCAGGCAAAUAUAAACAUUUCACUGGAUUCUAUUCAUCUGGGUCCCCACAUAUUUUGUUCAGCAGUUCUCGGAAUUUGUUUAUGCAGUUAAUUGCAUGUGGAAAAAGGAGAUUUUACUGGCUGUUGUAGACAAUAUCUUCAAGAAAUUUUCGCAAAGAUAUUUCGCACCGAGUGUGCGUGAAAAUGUACCUCACCUGAGUGUUGACAUAGGCGUUUAGUGUAAAUAUUCAUCUUCCGGAUGUCCUUGUGCUAGCUUGCAAUUCUCAUAGGGUAACAGUUGUCUUGAAUAAAUACCGAUUCCAAUCAAUAAGAGGAGAAUGAAAUAGGAAGGAUUCGCCAUAGGAUAAAGAAAUAAGGAUUGGAUGGAAGGAGAUGACCCCUCAAUCUGAAAGUCCUUGUAUUUCAUCGUUCAAAUAUUCUACUUGUAGUGAAGACAUGAGGCUUUCUGGAACAUCUUCAGCUAUGUUUAGUCAGAAACUGAUCAAUGUCUGUAAAUUGCAUCUUCUUCUACUUCUAUCCGUUCUAGGCAUGCUGACUGCCUUCUGCCUUCCCUGCAUGGUCUGCUAUGAAUAUAAGCUGCAAGAUGAGGGUUGUGCAGCUCCGCUGUGUGUACUGCACCCAGUCCUCGUGUUGGCUUCGCAUUAUCGCGGCAAACAAAAUAUCGAGGUAUGCUUACUCCCUGUUUAUUUGGCCUAUUCUUUGUCGCAGCAUUCUGAUAUCAUUUAAAUCGGUUUUCAGCAAUAGCUCAGCCUGAUUUAUAUGACUGUGGCAUAGGGAAUAAUUCUGUGAUUCAGACUAACACUCGACUUGUGUGUGAUUGUAACCUCGAAAUGGGCCACAUCCUGGACGAUUUCGCAAGUCUUCCUUAAAUCCCAUGCGUCAAUUUUUGUGUGAUUGUCCUGCAUGCCUACCCAGUUUAUAUAGGUACUUUUACAGCCGUCUCUACCCCUCCUCGUCAUUGAUAUUUCGGUAAUGUUUACUGUUUCCAUGAAAUAAUCGUGUCUGUUUUGAUUUCUCUGCACGACACUCGCACACUCACACAGGGAAGUCUCAUAAAGGACUGCUGUGUCAGCACCUUCUGCAUGCACUGCAAGCUCUGUCAAAUUCACCGGGACUACGAGGCCAACUAGUUUUGGGGGAAGCGGAUGAAGCCGGCUAGCAUCGUCCCUGCCUCCACUCUGACAACGCAUUAAUGUGGACCAACGAAAGCCUAACUCGCACCGUCCUCCACCCUGCCGACUGCCAGUCUUUCAUAUUAUUUUUGUACAUACCGUUUCAAUUACAAUUUUGCCAAGACCACAAUUCACUCUGGUCUCAUUUUUGUCUCUUCCAAAGAAGCUAUCUCUAGUUAUGUGAACCGUCAUGGUACUUCUGUAUUUCCACAGUGAACGCUAUUGCCUGCGUAGUGUUUCGUUUUCACGACCAGCAAUCCCUUGAGAAAUGAGAUCUGCUCUCCUUCCUUUCAGAGACGAAGCUGUUGCGUAAUCGUCGGUAUCAGAUGCAUCGACGGGUCCAAAUAUUUACGUGUACAUUCACGUCACCACUGUCCACAUCCUAUGCUGUGUAUGUUUGAAAUGGAUAUCUAGUUUUCCCAAAAGGCAUUUAUGGCAGCCAGUGUUCUUAACUUGACCUUCGAGGAGUCAGAAGGGUAAUUGUUGAGGUAACCAUCAUAGGGGACAUGCAUUUAAUGUCCACAUGAGGUUGUAGAAGCCUCACAGAAGGCUACAAUUAAAAGCGCACGAACAUUUGCAGAAUUGGUUUUAGUUACCCACCCGUGUUACUUCAAAGCCCGUCAUUGCGGUAUGCGUAAGAUUGCAUUCUCCGGGCUCUGUCGGUCGCUGCGUCCAAUACUGUCUACAGAUUGCUGACGAGAUCCUAAAAGCAGACUGGUGCGUGAAUAGUUAUUUAGAAUAUAGCCACCAUCAAAAGUCCCUAUCAGUUGGAUUCUUUUUAAUUGCAAAUAAUACAUAGUCCUUAGCCGACAAUCUGCCAUCUCCGACGAUGUCGGCAUAAACGGAAUCCCUCAGACGCAAUUGGACUCUGGCAUGCAUCUCUCGAAUUCCUCCUAAAUAAAAUCACGUUUAGCGCCUUCUUCACUGACAUUUGAAAUUCAAUAUUUAUUUCCUGUCAUUCGCAUUUUCGGAAUCAAUCAACACGAUAGCGUUGUUGAGGAGGCACUUUAAAUACAGUACAUUUUGUUCUGUGAUUACCUGAUCAUCCGCUGUCAGAGCGCUCAUGUAGGCUCUCCUAACACAGAUGAAGUUUAAAAAGUACCAGCGUUAGUUAAGUAUUAACGCAAUCUGUUGUACUGAAAAAUCACUCGACGGUGGAUAAUGAGUAUUUACUAUGACUAACAUAUUUCUAACACUCUUGAUAAUAAUAAAAGUAUUAGAUUUGUAUGUUUGGAAGCUUAACUUUUCAGGAAUCCAUCAUGUAAUUAAAUUUCCAAGGGGGCAGAGGGUCAUUAUGUUGUACUCGAAUUCAACAGCGCAAACAAGCAGUGCGUCCAUUUUAAUAAGAUUAAACUUUAAUGGAUUGCUUAGCUUUCGACCAAUCCUGAAAACGAAUGAUUGAAACAAAUCCCACAGAUUGAGCAUAAGGGUUUUUUGCGAAUUAAUGUGACCAAAGGGCGUAAUAGUUAGAGAAUGCUUUACAUGCUUGUAACCCGUCCAUCUGACAGUUGUACCAUUUUUGAAACUUCAACUCAAAUAUACAAGAGCCGUUUCAUAUUCUGCCAUUCGCAUUUCUCAACCCCAGAUAAAGAGAGCGUGCAAAUCAGAAUUUACUGUUUCCAAAUCAAUGCACAUCUGUAAUAUCUGUAUUGUUUACAAAAUGUCGAGAGAGCAAAAGUACAUAGCAAUCAAAGAAUUUGACCAGUUAAUGAAACGUUUUCCUCAUCGUUUCCAUAUCCCAUUCCCAUCUGAAAAAAUUUGGAAACUCCUUGAACAGAAGAGACACACAAUGCGAGUUCGGGAAACUUGUAGGAAAGUCUCAUUGAACCAUUCUGAAAUCUGUGCGAAUGCUGCCAGCUACUUACUAAUCACAGCCUAGAUGUGGGUAUUCACUGUGCCAGGAAUCUGUGGCCUCUCUCGACUCCUGUCUGAUUCACUUUCUCAUGUUAGCGGGCUCCGGUCGGAGAAGAGAAAAGAGCGCGCAAGUACAGCGCAAGGCUGGCAUAAUUUUAAAUGAAUUUACGCGCAAGUAACCAUUAAUGCUUUCAACCUUCUAUGUAGCAUGUGGUGGACAUCGACAAACACGACGUACAUAUGACAAAUAUCAUCUCACAGAACGUGUACCUCAUUUUAUAGGAGAGUAUGGCAAUGGAAGUCCAAAUUCUGCAAAAUCUCAUCGAGGAUUGUCACGGCAUUGCAAAUGUGCGAUUGGUUUGAAUGCUCCCACGGACUGUUUUCUAGUCCAUUCAAGUACUUUAACUGCGUUAGAAGUUGUAGAUGCCGCGACCAGGUCGUUUUUGUGACAAUUCAUCAAAAUAUUCCUUUUUACAAAUUUACCAAUUAAUGAAUAAUACUGUUUAUUUAAGUUUUUCUUUAUGUUUUUUACAUUGAAUUUCAUGUGGUUUACACGGUGUUCCUGUUUUAAUGAGACUGCUGCCAAGAUAUGGUGCACGAGCUUGUUUGCUUUGGAGACGUGCACAAAGUGCCAACAUGUGCGUCCAUGUAUAUACCUAGAACUCUGGGAAUGUUCGAUGCUAAUACCUGUUGUGGACUUCAGUUGCCCAUCUGAGUGAGUUUUCCUUUGGAGGCAGAGUAAUUUACUCUAGAGAGUUUUAAUAAAUAGAGGUUGCCGGACUUGAAAAUAAUUUUUUUUUCCUAUGGGAACCGUGGUAAUCGACCUCCUAAAACAAAGGUCAUUUCAAGCAUACCAGAUGUUUUGUCGAUUUAUAGAAUUCAGAUUAGCCGCUCAAUGCGAUUUUGUGCCCUAAAUUGCAAUAAUAACGCACACAGGCAAUCCUUCAUUUAAAUGAGCUUAAAAUGUUUUGCCGUUUGGAAAAUCCUACCUGUUGUCACAGGAACGAAAAUCACCGAACUACCACUUUCAACUUUGAAUAUACUAAAUAUUACUUUUUGCGCAGUCUGGAUUCUGCGCGUGCCUAAUUCAGAAAUGAAACAAGCAAAACGCCAAAAUCUUAAUUAAAACAGCAAAAACAGUUCAAAUGUCCGCAAUAUGAAGAAGAAGGUGUGUUCUUAUUUUUGCGGUCGGAAAGUACCAAUAUCGUUUAGCAAAGUGGAGAAAACGGCCGAAAGUCUUAAAUUUUUUUGGCCUCACUAUGCAAAAAAACUAAGCACUUAGACAACCGCCAACGGAAUGCAGUAUAAAAGCACUCCUCAUAGAGGUAAUUUGUUAAAAAACGGUUUUUGGUUGGUUUUUUGGCAUAUUUAUUGUUGAAUUUUGUUGUGGACGUCAGUUUUUCUCGAUGAUAAGAGUUCCUAUUUGUUUGAGUCCUUACAUGUGACCCGGAUAACGUUCUUAACAAAAACGAUAUCCCAAACACUCGCUAUUUCAGCAAAUGCCUCCAGUGUUUAACAGACACAUAAUACUAAAUCUGUCCUUGUGCGCGAUUGGAUUAAAAUAUUGAAAAUCAUGAAAUAUUCAUCGACAAUUUAAGGCCGAUCUGACACUCAACCUAAUCCUGAACGAACGAAAAGUGCAAAUUAAUUUAACGGAGGAAAUGUUUUCCUUUCAAACGCAAAAUGGUAUGCUUACGAUAACACACGCCAAUUCUAUUCAAAAUUAUUUGACACUAUUGACCUUAUAAAAACUUUUGUUCCUAUGAUGUCCCUGUCGAUGAAAUCAAGCAAAAUCUUGCUUUUCUCGUUGGAGCACAAAUUCUCGGGAAACUGUUAUGGAAUCUAUACUCAGAAUGUAGGCUGUUGGCAAGACGUCAUACCUAGAAUUACACAAAUUCUAAAAGGAUAUUUAGAUGUAAACUUCACUAAAACAUUAUUUUUAACUGUUAUAGUAUUUGUGCUUUCAUAUUCCCUCAGGUUUUCAUGUGCAGACGUUUCAAAAAUUUAAAAAUGAAGCUUACUAAACUGCAACCAUUUGGACGUUUUCGGGAUUUUGCGUUUUCUAAAAUAAUUGGUAUUUCUCAACAACGAAAAAUUGUCGUUAUUAUUUGUUUUAUGCUUUAAAUUCUCUUCAAGCUGUGCCUUAUUAACAUAGAUAUUUGGUCCACGGAUUGGUGACGGUAUGCAAGUGAUUAGCAGUCAUUCGUAAAUUUCGACAAAUUUCAUGAGUUAGGUUACCCACUGUAUGUGUGAGGAAGUAUCCACUACACGCAAGCCCAAAAAACCAAGACGACGAACGCCACAUCCCAUCUAAAUCCGCUUGGAAGGUUAGAGCCAAAGUCUCCUGACUUUCACCAGGUGUCCUGGUUUUGUCUUGGGUGUGCCAAUUCCACAAAAUAUUAUGUCCCCUAAUUUUACAUAUACCUAUGGAAAAAUUUUAGAUGUAGCAUUGCCAAAAAGAGAUCAGUUUUGUACGCAUUAAUUACAUUUUCGAUUAUGUAUCCUCUGUUGACUGCGAGCUCCGUAAAUGCUGCUGGGAACCUAAGCCAGCCUGUCUAAGCCUGAAGACCGAGCUCUUCUACCUCGUUCACAUGCCGUCUUCGUAAGUGUCCUUAACUCCGCAGCAACUACGCGAUCCGCUGCUAAUUUAUUUACAACUGUGUUCCGUAAUCGAAGCUGAUGCUUGCUGCUUGCUUUAGAGAGAGGCGUAAUUGACUAAAGCUAGCCGUACUUCUCUGUGGCAUGAAAGAUCUGCACCACUGGAUACUCGCAUCAAACAGAAAACUAGGGAAGUGCCGAAGUGCUAUUUCGCCUAGAAACAAACUUAUUGAUGUACAUUUUCUUUUGGAGUGAUGUUCAUCACAUAAGAGCCUAUGACAGGGCAUGCUACCACAUCCGUCUCCCCUAAACUCACAACCCCCACCCUCCCCCCCCCCAAAAAAAAUAAAAUAAAUGGCAGUAGUUGCGACAGGCGCGGUCUGUUCCCAGCCAAAGUAACGGCUUUUGCGACCCCAAAUAGUGUCGUCCAGAUAUCGUACCCUCAACUAAGGUUUAACCAAUGGAAGGGUUUCCGAUUCUAGUUUCUCCAUUUUCGCCUCGGCAAGAAAGCCGGAUAUCGGUGAUCCCACUGGAACUCCUUUUAGUUGUUGAUAAUAUUUGUGAUCGAAUUAAAAAUUGGUUUCCAAACAAAGCUCUAUGUGUCCAAGUAAGGCAGCUACAGAAACAUCCAUGUCAUAGGACUUUAGGAGCUCAACUGUGCAUUGAUUUAGGAAAUCUAGCGCAAUGGAUGGGAAUAAAGAAACGACAUCAAAGGAGACCAUUAUCUCAUCGGCGGAAAUUGUGAUUCCUUUUAAUGUCUCUACAAAUUUCAUAUAUCUACAGGAGGUUGAUUAAGCAGUGACUAGAUCUUGUCUGGCAUAGGUCAACAGGCAGUUCAGUUCUGUCUGCCACUGAGUUCAAUUCCGUCACCAAGUGGAUAACUGACUCCGAAAGCCGACUGGUGCGCAUAGAGGUUUUUCAGAGUGUGGACGCCUGAACAUUCAACAAGCACUUACCUGUGCACCAAUCCGAGGACGUAUGUAGCCAUUUACUCUCGCCGACGCCUGCACCAACAGAUUCCCUCAACCCGAAUCCAACUCUGACCUGGACAUCCUGCAUUCCCUCUUGAACUUAACUAAGGCUAGACAUUAGUUAUCCAGCGAUCUCUUCCAGUGUCUGCUGAUGGCGUGACCGUCGACUGAUGAAUAACCUGGCCUCUCUGUUACAUAAAAUUUUAAGACAAAUGCACGUUCAUAAGGUCUGUAGUCGUAAUCAUCGUCCACAUAUCAAGCGCAACGGAAACCGACAACAAGGAGACAAUCACAGAGACAUCUCGCUACUCAAUAUUUCUCGCGCCCACCUCAACAGUCUUAGCACGCAGCAGCGUUAAUUUUGCAGAAGCUCUAGAAUAUUUUAAAAUGUACUCUUCUACACUUCUUGUUAUUCGAUAGUUUUUAAUAGUUUCAAUUGCCUCGAAGGUUACUCCCGUUCUAAAAAUAAUGCUGCCAAUAUUACGCUUGAACAUGCUUGCUUCUGGAACAUGCAAAGAUUGCCAACAAGUGGAUCUAUGUUCAUACUUACAAAUAUUUCCGACAGAAACCCUAAAAUGCAUAAUAGUUUGAGAUUAAAUUUGGUUUUCGCAUGACACACCUGAUUGGGAAUCGAGCUCGUCUGCGUAGGCAAUCAUGAAUCACGUGCAAAAUCGUGAAAAACUCUUGAAUACUGCCCAACUACCCAGAUGAAAUUCACGGAUUAGAAAACAAAUCUUGCAACAGUUUUCCAACUGAGCAUCUGGUAAUACACUCUGAAGCGUUUACUUCAAGGCAGGGCAUUAAGAUUUGUGCAGGCUAAAAGUUAAACAUUCACAUUUGGGGAAUUCAUCCAAGUAGAGCAUGGAUAACGCUUGACAAUCCACCGAUACGUGGAGCCCUACGCAGCUGACCCAUAUGACGGCAACAAUUCGGCGCACUGCCAGAUUGGACCUUUAAUUAGUACCCUGCUGUCUCUAUGGCAAAUUAUGUUUACUGAGAUCCACUUGUGUGGAGGAGUAAUCAUUGCAUUCGAACCUUGGAAAAGCCUUGAUGCAAAUUCCAGGUUCUAUUUAAAGCCGCUUUCAAGGUCAUGGCCAAGGUCCACUGAUUCUCGCCACAUGCCGCUGGUUGAUGUUAGGUGAUUCAAUACCACCCAAGUUCUAUUCGAACAUUCUUCGCUCAGCUAUUUCUGUGGUGUAAGUAAAAUAGGAUUUGGGUGUAAUUUAAAGUACUUAUUUUUCCAAUUAUACACAAAUGCUUACCCAUUUUGAAGUACGACAAGAGCAUCAGUUUAUUAUUUUGUGUCAGAAGCCGAAUAAAAUGCCUAGAGAAGGCUGCGAAAUAACAGUACCUAGCGUUAGUCAUGAAAUGGCCCCUACCUGCCAGCCAACUCUAAGCACUCGAGAAACGUUACAACGGCAUCCAGUAAUCCUCCCAUUUAAUGAUGAGCGGAUUACAUUGAGUUAAAAACAAAAAGACAUUAAAAUUGAUUAUCUGGUAGUUCUCCUUUAGUUAGUUCGUCUACUAGCGUCAUGUGUUGGUGCAGAUUGCGACAUAGCUUGCCAAUCUUCACUGCAAGUCGAUUCACUUCAAGUCGAUUCUCAGCAUAGAUCUUCAACGUUGUGCUUGAGAUAAGCGUUCGGUUCUUACGAAGCGCCCUCUAAUAUUCCCCUGGAUACGCAUCUUUUACAGUGUAUUUUUAGUGUGUGAUGAAAUAUGAAACAACGUACCCUUCAGCAAGGCGGGGUUUCUAACGUAGGAACUCAUUACGUACCUCGAACACCGAGGGGUCCUUGGAUUGUUUAAAAGUGAGGACGCUGAGGGCUUACUGAUGAACAAUUGACAAUCGAUUCAAUGAAAUGAAAAAAAUCGACCGCCGUCGCGGUGUCAUUAAGCCAAGGCCUAAGUCACAGGCGUAGCAAGCGGUUAACAGGAAGGUGGUUUGGUUCGCUGUCGCUGCGCUACGUAGAAUGUCCGACCAGCGUAAAUAUCUUCGAUUUACCUCCAUCUAUUUUCGUUUGUAUGCCGAUACUGUAUCAGGAAUUUGACUUCUUCCGCAUUUUAUGCGACAAGAGCCUUAGAACGCGGUUGUGAUACGAUCUCAGAAGUUAGGACUGAUCGCUACAUCAGAUUCCCACUUGAGGUGAUGCUGACGGUCGGAGAAAAUUAUACAAGAUGCAAAUAGCGGAAGAGAGAAAAGUGUGCUUUAAUUUGAAGGCAUCGUCGCAAACUUUUCACCAAAUAUGUCCCCAGUUCACCGUGAUCGGAUCAAAAAUUCAUUGAUGAUGUCAUGGUUAUGUCAGAAUCCACGGCGUAUCGGACAGACAGGAUUUACAGCAAUAGACAUUCUAUUUUGUCAAGUCCGGGAGGAGAAAAUCCCUGCUUGCAUCUGUAAAUUUCCAGUAAAAUUAAACUGAUAUUUCUGAUUGGUGAACUGAAGCACAACGGUCAUAUUCUUACACAUUUUCACGUCACGAAGAACGCAUGCACACCGAAGACUGUAGUGUGUAUUUUUUACAAUGGACAGUCAACCAACUAUCUUCAGGUUUUUAUUAUGCUCAGAGGAUACUGCCAGGUAUUUUAUUAAUAUUGCCAUAAUUCCUCUACCUCUUUCACAAGCCGUUUUCGUAAGUGUCCUCAGCGCCGCAGCAACUAAGCGAUCCGCUGCUAACUGAUUCAUAAAUGUGCUCGGUAAUCGAAGCUGAUGCUUGUUGCCUGCUUUAGAGAGAGGCGGAAUUGACUAAAGCCAGUCGUAGUUCUCUGUGGUAUGGAAGAUCUGCGCCAUUGGAUGCUCGCAUCAAACAGAAAGCUAGGGAAGUGCCGAAGUGCUAUUUCGCCUGGAAACAAACGUGCUGACGUGCAUUUUUGUUUGGAGUGAUGUACAUCACAUAACAGAUAACUAUAUUAGGUAAAUAUUUGACGUUGGUUAUUCAGGUCGUCUUCAGACUUGAGCAAAUGUGCUAAUAACAAUUAACAUUCUAAACGUGUUUUAAUAUCGAUAUUCAUUUGGCGUUUGCGCCGGUAAAAUGCCGCCGUGUGCGUUAUUAAGAAGUGAUUGGAUCUCUACGCAUCCACGUUUCCCUUGAUAGUUGUACGUGGAAUCUAACUCAAUGUGUCGAUUGAUGCAAACAACGACGAUGUAAGUUCUGUUCCAUGCGAAUGUGUGUCCAGGGUCUAGAGUGUACAUGGCCAGUUGAGUCAGGUGGUCUCGCAUUUAAAAUGCCAGUUGAUGUUCAUGGAUGCGUGUGGAGGCAGACAUUCUCGUCUGGCCGCAAUGUACAGCAUCACAGGCAUCGCAUGGAAUCUCAUAUACGACUACUUUCUUAUCAAGAUAUCCAAGCCUGUCCUCAGUGUAUACAGGCUGAGUGUGUAAAAUAGUCGUCGCCCUGUGAGCCGCUUUUAUUUGGUGUUUCCUCAAGUGUCUUUCAACGAGUUCAGACACAUUCUUAAUGUAAGGAAGGAUCCAACAGUUACUGACUUUCGGCGUUAGAUCGGAACUAUCUAGUUCUUUUGUUUUUAUCUCUUACUGUUUCAUUCAUCGAUGUACGAAAUCCCUAGGAUAACCGUUUUGUGGAUAUAAUUCAAACAGGUAAUUUAGCUCAACCUUGAAACGAUGCCUUCAAAAUAAAGCGCAUUUUUCUCUUUUCCUCUAUUUCCCUCUAAUUGAAUUUUCUCCGACUGUCAGCAUCACCUCAAGUGGGGAUCUGAUGUUGUAAUCAGUCCUAACUUCUCAGGUCGUAUCACAAGCGCGUUUUAAGGCACUUGUCGCAUUAAGUAUGGAAGAGGUCAAAUUCUCGAUACAGUAUCGGCAUACAAACGAAAAGAGACGAAGGUAAAUCGAAUAUAUUUACGCAGUCUACGUGGCGUAACGACAACGAACCAAGGCACCUUCCCGUUGACCGCUUGCUCAGCGUAUGACUAAGCCCUCGGCUCGCCGACACCGCGACGACAGGUGACUUUUUUAAUUUCGUUGAAUCGAUUAUCACUUGUUCAUCAAUAAGCCCACAAAGGAGAUAGAAAUAUUUCAAAUCAUGAAUGUACAAUUAAAUCGAUGUCCGAAAUAUAAGGUCUUUGUAGGCAUUGGACAGCAAUGGGAAUUUUAUUUUUCAAGUCCGGGAGCAGAAAAUUUAGAAGUAAUUUAAAGUACAUACUUAUCCAUUUUCAAAGCAUGAAAAGCGCAUCAGUUUAUUAUUUUGUGUCAGAAAUCGAAUAAAAUGCUUAGAGUAGGCUGCGAAAUUACAGCACCUAGCGUUAGUCAUGAAAUGGCCCCUACCUGCCAGUUAACUCUAAGCACUCGAGGAACGUUACAAAUGCAUCCAGUCAUUCUCCCAGUUAAUUAUGAGCGGAUUACAUUGAGUUGAAAACUAAAAGACAUAACAUUUAUUUUAUUGUAGUUAAGAAGGACAGUUUACAUUGAAGACAAACACGAACAACACGUCACAAUCCUGUCCACCUUACGCUUUGAUUUAGAUAUCAGAGGCAUGUUGAUCUUGCCCACGCACCUGAGUAAAUGAAACAGUAAGGGACUAACUGGCAACGCUAUAAUACCUUUCAAAAUUCACUGUAACACGAUGUGUUACCAUUAAGCAUCUGCCAACAAUUCGAUUAUGGAAAAUUUGCUACAUUUCCCAUAUUGCGGAAUCUUCGCUUUUUGAAAUACGACAUAAUUUGAAUAUACAAACGCGACAUCUUAAAGUCUAUAAAUAUCUGAGUACUUCUGACUCACAUAUUUCACGCUCCAUUGUGUGCAUUGGAAAUAUUUAAAAAUAUUGCAGUUUGUUUAUGUAGAGUGUAAGCAUUCCGGACCGUAAUGCUAACUUAUAUGCCGAGGAGGUAAAAGGGUAAUGAUGCCCUUCCAAGUGCCUCGCAAAGCGCUGCAAACGAGCAGUGCCUUAAUUAUUGCAAGGCCGUGUUUUGUUGGACAGCUUAACCUCUGCGAAAUCCUAAAAACCGCUGAAUAUGUUUAGCAAAACUAAAAAAUGCUCGUACUCUAUCCACUAUUUUUGCUCACCGAAGACUUGGCACUCAAAAAUCUACAUUCCUUCUAUCUGUUUUGUCAAGUCCGGGAGAAGUAAAUUUCUGCUUGCAUUUCCAUACAAUUCUGUUCCUGUAAAAUUAAACUGAUAUUUCUCGUUGCUGAACUGUAGCACAGCCGUCAUAUUUAGCUGCUGUUAGUAGGUAGCUACCUCUUGAAUUUUCGGGUGGAAACUCUCGUCUGUCUUCCUUCUAAAUGGAGUAAAUUUAAUGUUGUGCAUGUCCGCUGUUACUAGUAGAGUUCAUUUAAGUCUGACAGAAGGAGAAGUGUCCUGGAUUGCCCAUCACUUCGUAGGAUUAUUCGGCGUGCAUUCGCUAACCCUCGAUAAAGUUUCUUUGGAUCCGCACAUUUACAAUGCAUGAUCGACCUCAAAAAAUGUUGACCGAUAUUCGGAAACACGUUUUCGAUUAGGAAGGACUACUUAGGUGGUUUUGUAAUAUUUAUUAGCAUGCGGCAUAAUCCUAUAACAUUUCGGACUCGCCAGGAUGUUGGCUCUUGAGAGAGAGAGAGGAAUGCGCUUUAUUUUGAAAUCAUACGUUCAAAAUUUUCAGCAAAAAGUUGGCUCCAUUCACUAUGGGCAGUAAAUAAGUUAAUAGAUUGCAUUCUUUUUUGACCUCCUGCAGAAACCGUACUCAGCAAAAAAUGACUACUUGUGUAGCAUGCAUAUUUCCUGUGGAUUUUCGAUGGUCUUUUAUAUUCACAUAUAUUUUGCAGAAAACGUGCAUAAAACUAAACCUUUUACUCGUUCCGUAGGAAAUCACAUUGUCCUCAUAUUGUAUACCCAAAGGAACUGUAUAUUUAGGAUUCCAAAUAGGUUCAGAAUAAUUUUUAGUCUGAUUUGUCUUUGCAUUAGCAUUAAGCGAUUUCAGUCAGCAAGGCGCAUGCUUUCCGCAUAAAGAAAAUCAUAUAGUCCUGCAUGCCUUAGAAUUCAUGAAAUUUUGCAAUAGAUCUGGACUGUGUUGUACAUUGCAUGAGCAACAGUGGUAAACAGACAUGUGCUGUCCUGUGUGCAUAGACAUCCCGCGGUCUUAAAAUUCCAUGAUUAGAAACUUUUUUAAAACCUAAACAUACAUUUUCUUUGGGUAUAAAAUAUGAGGAUAAUGUGAUUUUCUAGACGAAAACUUAUUUUAUGCACAUUUUCUAUAAAAUGUAUUUGAAUUUAUAUUACCGUCGGAAAUCCAUACAAAAAUUCCUGCUAUAUAAGUAGUCAUUUUUUACUAAGUUCGGCUUCUGCAGGAGGUCAAAUGGGAGUGCAUCCAAAAGCCUACAUCCUGCGGAGCCCGAAAAUUUAUAGGAUUAUGCCGCACGCCAAUCAAUAUAACAACCCCUUCUAAUCGAAAACGCAUUUCAGAAUUUCAGCCAGCAUUUCAUGAGAUCGGUCACGCACUGUAUGUUUGAGGGUUAUUUAAAGCACAUACGUUACUAGGGAGACUAAGCUACGUUCACCGUUUCAAGCAGGUGGAAGAUGAAAAAUAUGGGACAUUGACAACGGGGUUGACCAGCUGCAAGCGACGUCAUGCAUAGCGAAGGAGCGAUUGCGCGUUACAACAAGACACAGUUUUGGGCCCGUCGCACAGUAAUAUAAAGAAGCAAUUAUUAACCGUCAGUAUCGUUCAACAAGAUAUGAUGCACUGGACCAACAAGUGGGGCCACAUCGGAUUCUGGCAGGCGUGAUCUGAAUGCUCACCAUAACAAACUCCAACACUUUGGGGGUGCGGUGGCAGACACAAUUGCCAGCAAACGUAGUGCACACUGGACCUCUUGCGCUCCCCAGCGCUUUUGUUGGUUAAAAAAAUAGUCGUUUGCUGUGUGGGCCUAGGAGUUUGAAAUGGAACGCCAAAGUGCGGGCUCGACCGCGCCAUCUACCUGCGCCCCCCCCCCCCCUUCGCCUCCGGUCUUCUUGACUCUGUCUUGACACGGGGUUUCAAGUGGGGGGAGUGGAGAGUGAAGUGGAUGCUCUACAAGUCUGCAUUUACUAUGAACUAAUCCACGCACAAGUCACCGUCCCUGCUCCACCUUGCUGUGGGACACACUGUGGGCAUCGUCGACAGCGACGGUCGAACUGCAGUGGGAUUGUAUUUAAGGUGAGGAAUGUCGAGUUGGCGGAAUGGCGCGAAAAUGCAAGUUCUUGACAUUGUUGCACCGCACAGAAUCUAGGAGGAACUUGACAUAAUCCAAUCGACUUCUAUUUUGCUUUAAAAUUCUUUGGACAUUGUUUAUAAUACGUCAUUCGUUUUCUAUUAUCCCUAUGUUUUGUAUAAUGUUAUUUUUAGACGAAAUGUUUGUUUUCAGUUCUCUACAUCAGUAUCAGUAUCAGUGUAUUUCAGGGAAUGUAGGUGUGUACUUUUGAAAUCCCUAUUGGUUACAUGCAGAGGAAGUAAAUGGAGAAAAUGUAAAGGAAGUAACAUGAAAGAAAUACAAGGGGAAUAACAAAAACUGUACAGACGAACACAGAAUUCGUGCUUUAACAGAAUUUAGAGGCACAUGAACUCAGUUUGUUGAUUACAAGCAGCAGACUGUUGAAGCACACUUAAAAUGCAGGAAAAGAAGUGCGUGCAGCAGUGUGCGGCGUGGCCCAAAUCAAAUUACAUAAGCACAUGUUACUUAAAUGUUGGUAGUAACAUAGCACAAAACUGGCAACGUUGGCUAUCAAGGCGACCGUAGUCCGGCGUUAUUGUGGUGCGCGCUGCAAUGUUGAUCUAGCCUCCGUUUAAAAGUGUCUACGGAUCCCGACAUAACAACAUCCUCAGGCAGGGCAUUCCAAGCUGCAACCACUCUGUUGGAGAAGAAGAACCUUCGUGUGACUAGCCGGGCACCAGUCACACACAGUUUGAGUGGAUGGCCUCUCAGAUUAGUCGUAGUCGCCAACUCGAAGAAGUCUCCAGAUGCGAGGCAGCAGCCCUGAUUGCGCACGAUGCGGAAAGCUUGUAUUAGGUCCCCAAGUAGCUGUCUGUAACUCAAAGGAAAGAGGUCAAGAUUAGCUAAUCGUGUUUCGUAGGGUAGUGACCACUGCCCAGAUACAAGUUUUGUUGCUUGCCGUUGAACUUUUCGAGUAUGCCGAAGUCUUUAGCGGUCCAGGGUCUCCAUGAUUGGAUAGCAAAUCCCAGAUGAGGUCGCACAAAAGUUUGAAAGACCUUGGCGAAGCAGUCUUCAUCAAAGUAGGAGAACGCCAGUUUGACUAGGUAUAGAAUGGACGUAGCCGACUUGGCUACCUUUGAGCAUUGCAGCGAAGAAUUAAGCGAGGUUGCGAUCUAUACACCCAAGUCCAUGCUGGGAAUCGGAAAGCAGAUGGUUUUGCUCAAAGAAAUGCAUUACUUGUCGAUUUAUUAUCUUUUCCAUAAUCUUACAGCAAAUGGAGGUGAGGCUGACAGGUCUGUAAUUGUUCGCAGACACCCGACUUCCGCCCUUGUACAACGGCGUAAUCCACGCCGACUUCCAGUCGGGUGGCAGAUAUCCGGUCUUGGAGGAUGUAUGGAAAAGCAUGGAGAGUGGUUUAGCCAACUCACCAGCGAGUUCCUUCGAAAUCUUCGACGGAGUCUCAUCGGGACCUGGUGAUUUGGAUUCCUUUAGCCUCAGGAACUCUGUCAGAACCAUACCCUCGGUGAACUGAACGGCCUCCAUAAUUGUGGUGUCUUCGAAGUGUUGAAGGGCCGAAGGGUCGAAUCCUGUCUCGCUAUUAAAAGCAGACCAAAAAAAUUCUGAAAAGUGAUCAGCUUUCGGUCUGUCUUCAGUGAGAUGUUCGCCUUCAGCAGUCUUUAUCAGUGGUAUUGGGUCCUUGUUCCGCGUGCACUGCCUUAUGUAACCGUACCAGAUUUCGUCAUCCGUUUGAAUUCUUAAAUGAUUUGGCUUUCCGACACUAAUACCGGGGACCGUGGCUAUCCGCAAGUUCUCCUAGCGGCUAACUACUUUGCCUAGACCGAUUCUCAGCGUCAAUUAUGGAGUGGGACGUAGUUGCGCUUGCUGAUUGAAUGGGGACCGGAAAAUCAUGAAUCGAGCGGUUGUCGUCUCUAUCAAGAAUUUUUGUUUGUCAAACUCGAAUGUGUGGUUCGGUCCCAUCGAAUGAAUCACGACUUGGGAGUUAGCGUCGUUCCUUUCAACUACUGCCGCAUGUUCGGCCAACCGCGUCCCGACUAGUCUCCCGGUUACUCUGACAUAGAUACUUUGCUUACUACUUCAUCAGAUUCAGUUAUUGACUUUUAAAUGUUUCCUGCCGUGGCUGCGUGAGAUUUGUUUACAACCCUGACAGUAUCUAGUGGAGUUGUAACGCAAUAAGGUUUUACCUAAUGUUUCUAAAUAGUUCCAUUCUUUCCUUGCAGGCAGACAGCCAGUGAAUGUCCUGGCUGGCCCGACCGAAACCGACACCGACGAGUCGGAGGCUUUGAACGGGGUGGAGGAAAGAGCGCGCUGGACUUAAAGUUGUGACCAAGACGAGAAUAAACGCGUUUCGAGCUACUCACUUCUUUUCCCGUCGUCGCUCAUUUGAAUGUCGUUGCCUGGUGCUCGCUGUUGCCAUUAGUUCCGCCUGCCUUGUAAUUCCCUCUUAGGGGCUAGUCUGACCUCCGACAUCAACCCACGUUAUAUUGGCGGCAGCGGUAGGAUCAUGGCCGCUAAAGAUGAUGAUAACACCCGCUCUUCCCCUUUUGAGCCGCCUACUUCUAAUCCUGGGGCAUCGGAACCACCCAUCAUAACUUCGUAUGUUUCCUCGAAGGCAAAUACCGAGGCGGAUUUAGCUCGACCCCCUCUCCGACCUCCCAAUCCCUUCCAUCCGGGCGACGAUUUCUCUCUCUGGGCCUUUCGUGCCCAAAAUUUUCUUCGCACCGUCCCUUCCAAACAUGUCGGGUCGUACCUAGUCUCGCUUCUGGACGAUUCGGCAGCGUGA